AUGGAGCGAAAGAUAAACAAAAGAGAAAAGGAAUAUGAAGAAAGACACAGCAACUCUGAGGGCUCUGAUCAAGACAAGAACUGUAAAAUGUCUCUGAUUACCCUCAAUGUUGGUGGAUAUCUGUAUAUUACACAGAAGCAAACACUAAGCAAGUACCCAGACUCUUUUCUUGAAGGUGUGGUAAAUGGAAAAAUUCUGUGUCCAUUUGAUGCAGAUGGCCAUUACUUCAUAGAUAGGGAUGGACUCCUUUUCAGGCACAUUCUGAACUUCCUACGAAAUGGAGAACUUCUUCUACCAGAGGGGUUUCGAGAAAAUCAACUUUUGGCACAAGAAGCAGAUUUUUUUCAGCUCAAGAUUUUAUCUGAUGCAGUGAAAUCAAGGUGGGAGAAAGAACAGCUAGCAUCCAGAGAGACUACUUUCCUGGAAAUAACUGACAGCCACGACCGUUCACAAGGUCUUAGAAUCUUUUGUAAUGCUCCAGAUUUCAUAGCAAAAAUCAAAUCUCGAAUUGUGCUAGUAUCCAAAAGCAGGCUUGAUGGAUUUCCAGAGGAGUUUUCAAUAUCUUCAAAUAUUAUUCAAUUUAAAUACUUCAUAAAGUCUGAAAAUGGUACACGACUUGUACUGAAGGAGGACAACACCUUUGUCUGCACCCUGGAAACACUUAAGUUUGAAGCUAUAAUGAUGGCUUUAAAAUGUGGAUUUAGACUGCUGACCAGUCUGGAUUGUUCCAAAGGGUCAAUUGUUCACAGCGAUGCACUUCAUUUUAUCAAGUAA
This is a messenger RNA of Alligator sinensis (Chinese alligator), 774 nucleotides long. It is a transcript of the gene KCTD4, whose product is annotated as potassium channel tetramerization domain containing 4. Bases 1 to 774 code for a protein of 257 amino acids. The transcript has a single exon. The record is from RefSeq and is a predicted model, not a curated record. Gene Ontology annotation, molecular function: protein binding. Gene Ontology annotation, biological process: protein homooligomerization. Lineage: Eukaryota; Metazoa; Chordata; Crocodylia; Alligatoridae.